Messenger RNA from Dendroctonus ponderosae (mountain pine beetle), 4364 nucleotides. RefSeq names its product nuclear pore complex protein Nup160 homolog (gene Nup160). NCBI's taxonomy places the organism in Eukaryota, Metazoa, Arthropoda, Insecta, Coleoptera, Curculionidae. The record is from RefSeq and is a predicted model, not a curated record. Gene Ontology annotation, molecular function: structural constituent of nuclear pore. The coding region runs from base 126 to 4322 and encodes 1398 amino acids. Gene Ontology annotation, cellular component: nuclear pore. The transcript has 24 exons.
CACUGAAACUCUUUUGAAGUUUGAGGUUAUAUGUAUUCUGUUUAAAAGCCGCUGCUUGUUAUUACUUAUUAAAAUCCAGAAAUAGUAUUUUAAACUCGUUUUGUUGGUGUGUGUUGGUUCCCAGAAUGACCGAGUUUACCUUAGGCUACCGCGAAGUGAUAUCGGACCAAGAUCUGUUCGAGAAAUGGACCGAAAUCACCCUAACGACAGGGGGCACUCAGAGCACGUUGCAGGACAUAAAAGCCACCGAGAAGGCUAAUGGGUACAGCUAUGAGGAUUCAGCAAAGGUUUAUACAAGAAACCGUUUUAUAUACUGGCGCAUUAUCGGCGACUGCUUAGAGUUAAUUGAGCACAGUUUGGACGUGAAUCUAACAGGAAAUAAACUGAAAAUCCGAUUCACUGAUAGUCCUAUAAUCGAUGGCCUUUCCGUCCGGGAAACUGAGGAAAAUGUACUGAUUCUAGUGCCCACUGUUUGCAGUGUCCAUAGACUGAUUUUCCCGCAUCCUGCCAAGUUUCAUACACAAGAUGAUCUGCUAGGAAUCCAUCCGAACUUAGCUGCGCCGUCGAUUUUUUCAAAGGUCAAAGCUUCUGAUUUUAGGAAUACCAACAGUUUUUAUGUGUUCAAUAGCCCCAACUCAGCUAUCGAUCAGCUGCCGAACCUUGCCAGUUCCUUCUACAAUGCUGAUGCAGAGGAAGCCAUUUUUACAUUAGCAUACCCUUCGUCUGAACUGCUGUUGAUUAAACUGAGCAAGGAAGGCAAAUCAACAUGCCAAGAGCUGAAAGGCGAAUCGCUAAUGCCCAGGUUUUUAUCGGGCUUGACGGAGAAAUUCAGGGCGAAACAAAGUAACGACAAUCAAAUAAUCAGCACCUUAAUUGAUACGAUAGAUUAUGAAAUCUACAUCCUAACUCUAACAAGGAAUGGUCACUUGAAGUUCUGGUCAGGUCGAAAUGAGCAAUGCUUCGCAGUAGUGGAUGUUCUGGCCGAAAUUGGUCUCUAUGGCUCGGAUAAAUUACAAUCAGCUGCGUUGCGGAAGUCAAUGGAACAACGAGACAAAGACAACCGAUUUGCGAUUUUCCUAAAAUUCUCAGACACUUGCCAGUUUCACAUUAUCAGGACCAUCCUCAGCCCCCAGCAAAUCCAAGUUAAAAUCUUAAACACCCUUACAUCAGCCGAGAGCGAUUUGAUUGACUUUGCCCUGCAAUUCAACCGCAUUUGGGCAGCUUGGAGGAUCAACGAUGAUGAUUGCGUUAUCUAUUCGGCGUCCUUUCAGUCUCGCGUGUGGACUCCCAUUGUCAAAGAAGUUGUUCACGAUACAGAAGUGCCUCGAAACAGUGCGGAGUGUGAUCCUAGGCAGUUUUAUCUGCAGCAUCUCUUCCAUCCCGGCCGAUUUCCCCUUCAUAUUAUUAACAAGGCUUUAGGGAUUUAUAGAAAGUCAAACUUGAUGGGAACGGAAAUAAAUCUGACCUCAGUGGCGGCACUUAAACAAGCGAUAUGUUUGGCCAUAGAGAGCGACACACAAAGUUGCUUUUCAGAGGGCGACGUGGUUGAUCACGAGUUUUUGGAGUAUUCCGAAUGGUGUUGGCAGAAAUUCUACUCAUGCUGCAUCCAGUACCAUCGGGCCAGCUUGCGCCCACUAGGGUUUAUGCUGCUGCCCCAGAACUCGGGAGCGAUUUUAUUGAAAAAGGGCACAUUCUCCUUUCUCCGGCCGAUGGAACCGCUGGAGCACAUGGCCUUAUGCAGCAACUUCUUCUAUAAGUCCCAGUUUAUCAAUUUCGAUGUUUUGGAAUACGAGGAUGGGGCCAACAGUGGGCAGGUAUUGGACGACUUGCUCAUUCUAUUCGAAGCCCUCGUCUAUAUGGAAAAUCAGCUAAGCGCCCAGUUUAAAGCGACCUUUGAAGCAGAGCUCAGCAUCAACUUGAAUCCGGAGCGCGUUAUCACGCAGCUGCUGGAAACGCUGAAAACUGAAAUGGAGCAUGAGUUCAACACUCUAUGCGAGCACUUAUUCUCCCAACUGAACCAAACGGCGGAUCUGUACAAGGUGAUUCACAAGCUCUUGGAACUACUGCGGCAUGAUUCGACGGCAAGCAACCCGAACAAUGAGAUCAACCCGAACGCCCAACGAUAUUUCAGCAGUACUUUGGGGGUGUCGUUCGUGGCUUCCUGUCUAAGACAGCAGUGUCAAAACAGGUUUUCCAUUUGCCGAAAUCUGCUGACAAUGUGCGAAAUUUUGGUGAAAGGCGACACUUUGCAGACGAACGUUUCAGAGGCCAUCUACUCAGUGUGCAAGCCGGAAAUAAUUUACCUCACUCAAGCUUACUUCGUGAUGUUGUGGCUGACUAAGCUGCCUGCCUUAAACAACGUUCCACAGGAAUCCACUCUACAGCGGCUGACGCCCAUUAAGCUUACUCCCGCCUUCAAUGUGAGGCCGCAAGGCACGGUUUUUUCUCUGCUGGAGGUUUUCACGUCCUCUACUGGAGGGCAGGAAGCCCGAAAACUCUUGGCCAAAAUCGAAUACAACGAGCGAGCAAUGGCGCAUUGGCAUCUCAGUCUUUUGCCGUUUGUCAGUAGCUUGCGCUACACCCUUUGGCCCCUUAAAACCAGCACAGUCUUGCCCGAGUGGCUGGUGAGCAGCGGCCAGCACGUUUGGCUGCAGCAGUACGUCAAACUGCUCGGCACUUGGUGUGAUUGGAACAUUUCCAGCUGCAACUUUCUGCUGGCGGUGUCCUUUUUGACUAGCGCCGAAAACUACAAGGCGCUGGACUUGUUUGAGAUCGCCGCUAAAGGAAUCCUGCACGAGCCGUUCUUGCAGAAGCUGAUCAAAGGCGAGACCGGCAACCAGGCCUAUAUCGCCUACUACUUGAAGGUGAUUCAGUUGUUUGAGCUGCACAAAUCGCGCGACUGUUCCAUCCAGACAGCCAAGACUGCGUUGAGUAUCAUCGACGCGGACAACCCGAGAGUGGCCACGUUGUAUUCCGUGCAGUUUAAGCACCAUUUGGCGCUGCGCCACUACAAAGAAGCCUUUUACGCCUUGAAGGCCAAUCCUGACAACGAAAGGAAAAAGGACAACCUGCGCGAUCUGGUGAAGACUCUGCUUGAUGAGCGGAACUUUGAUAUGCUGUUGAGUUUCACGUAUGGUGACAUGGACGAGUUGUUCACCAGCAUCUUAUUGACCAGAGCUCGAGCCAUUGAUGCAGCCAACAAUAUAUUCUACGACUUCCUAUAUGCUUACCAGGUUAAACGGGGGCCGCUUUGCCACAGGUUGGCUGCCUCCGUAAUGUAUGAGCAGGCCUACAGGCUGUCGCAGUGCGAAUCGGCGGAUUCUUUGGAAAAACAGGUCAAAUGCUACCUGGCAGCCAAAAAUGUGCUGCAGUUAGUCGAUCCUCAGUAUGCGUGGGUGAUCCGCCCAGCGGAUCCAGACGAAGAACCCAACGAAGUCACUCUCGAAUGUUUGGCCGGGCUGCAAAAGGACAGCGAAAUGUUCCGCAUCAAAAAGCAAGUGGAAGUAGUCACAGUCGAUACGAUUAAAAAGGCCCUGACUUUUGCCUGUGCCAAAUUGCAACUAGAGCGAACGCAGCCUACUUUAGCCACGCAUAUUACAGCUCCCGAAGACUUGGUCACCCUAUUGAACAGCGUAGGCCAUUUCAAAUCAGCGCUGGAGAUUUGCAGCACCUUCAAUCUGCCUUAUGGGUCGGUGUUUGAAGCGCUGACUUGGCGCUGCGUCUCGCUCAGCGAAGAUCCACACAAUGAUGCCUGGUCUUGGCUACUCGAAAACGAUUUACAGGAUUUAUCGGCGGACAGAGAGAAUGUGGCGUCGAUAGUGUGGGAUUUGCUGAAAACCUAUCUGAUGAAAUAUGAAGAACCACACUCCACAGUGUUGCACAAGGUUGUGUGCGAGAAAAUUAUUAGCUUGAGGAUGUAUGUGCCAUUCUGGCUGCUGGCCUCCUAUAAGAUGCGGAACCCUGGCGAGUUGAUUAAAAUUCUCCAUCGCGCCGGGCGUCUGGAGGAAGCGAUUGAAGUUUGCCACGAGUACCUGCUUGCUGCCCUCGGCUACGGAAAGGAACUGUACGGCUUCAAGGCGUCUCUGGCGCCUAAUGCGCCCCUAUUUUGCGUCCCAGUCUACCCCAUUCAGGCCUUAAUCACUGAGCUGCGCCUUCAGAACGAAGCCGAUUUCAGCAGGCCCUUUGAAAAGGAGUACGAAGUUCUUAAUAGGCUGUUCCCCCAGUACUUGACGGUGGCAGUGAGAAUUUCCAACGAAAAGUGCCAGUGGACGAUGGUGCCAUUCAGCUCCAUUCCGAGCUAUUCGAGUAGAGCGGCGAUGUAGUGUACAUUUCAUAUUUUCUAAAUGAAGCCUUUUUAACUUUAA